AUGCAACGCACACAAUAGCAAAACAGACCGCGUCUAGUUCUGGUCCCAUCACUGGUGGAUACACUCCCCUCGUUUUCAACAUCCAUCCCACAUGGCCAAACUCUCUUCGGGCCCCACCUUCCCUAUCUCCAUUUCCCGCCACACAUAUCACCACCGGGUCACCGCCUGCCACGUCGCCACUCCCACCACCACAACUACCAUCCCAUUCGCCGAUCUCCACCCAUCACUGGAGGUCAUAGGGGGAGCUCGCAACCGCUUCCUCCCAGCUCUCCACUCCACCCUCCGCCAUUCCUAUGACCCUUUCCCCUUCAUCGCUUGGAACCCACACGUCGAGACCAUCUUCGCUUCCUUUUUCCGUUCCAUUCCCGACGUCAGGUUACGCCGUGAAUGUCUCCGUACCCAAGACGGAGGUGCCGUCGCACUCGACUGGGUCGCCGGCGACCAGUACCAACUCCCUCCUGAUUCUCCGAUCCUCAUUUUAAUGCCGGGUUUGACUGGAGGAAGUGAGAAUUCAUAUCCUAGACAUAUGUUAACUAAGGCAAGAAGUAAAGGGUGGCGCGUUGUGGUUUUCAAUAGCCGUGGCUGUGGCAAUAGUCCAGUCACCACUCCUCAAUUCUAUUCAGCUUCGUUUGUUGGGGACAUGCGUGAAGUAGUGGAACAUGUUAGUGGUAUAUACCCAGAAGCUAAUUUGUAUGCUGCUGCUUGGUCUCUUGGUGCAAAUAUUCUUGUUCGGUAUCUUGGUGAUGAAUCUCAUGCAUGCCCUCUUUCUGGUGCUGUCUCAUUAUGCAAUCCAUUCAAUUUGGUCUAUGCUUUUGAGGAAUUCACCAAGGGCUUUAACCGAGUUUAUGACAAAGCGCUUGCUAGAUCCAUCCGUAAUAUAUUCAAGAGGCAUAUUCUCCUAUUCGAAGAUAUUGGGGGUGAAUAUAACAUUCCCUUGGCCUUAAAUGCACGACAAGUUAGGGACUUCGAUGAAGGAUUAACACGAGUUUCCUUCGGUUUUAAGUCAUUGGACGAGUACUACUAUAAGGCGAGCUGUUUUCAUUCCAUAAAACAUGUUCAAGUACCAUUGCUCUGUAUCCAGGCUGCAAAUGAUCCAAUUUCACCGGCUAGGGCAAUUCCUCGGGAAGAAAUCGAGGCAAACCGGAACUGCUUGUUAAUAGUGACACCCAAAGGUGGGCAUUUAGGUUGGGUUGCAGGUGCUGAGGCCCCGUUAGGAGGUCCAUGGACCGAUCCCGUGGUGAUGGAUUUUCUCGAGCAUUUAGAAAGAGGUACACAUAAAACUGUUGAGUCUUCUAAUGGCCCAUUAACUGCUACUUCAAAGAACUUGCAUCAUGCAGAAGUAUAGCAUGCAAAUCAUACACGAAUUCUGAUAUAUUAUUACCGAUUCGAUUAUAACGAUUAAGUUUCGAUGUAACAUAGCUGAUUCUUUAUAUCGAACUAGUGUAAGCUGUUCUAUCAAUGGCUGAAAAUUGUAUCCUAAGGGACUUGUAUGAUGAUGAUGAUGGUUGAUUUGGGCUAUGAAUUCCAUUUGGGGAUCAAAUGAAUGAUAAAAGUUCCACUUUCAA
Gossypium raimondii (Peruvian cotton) is the source of this 1565-nucleotide messenger RNA. RefSeq names its product embryogenesis-associated protein EMB8. The coding region runs from base 92 to 1345 and encodes 417 amino acids. Gene Ontology annotation, molecular function: monoacylglycerol lipase activity; short-chain carboxylesterase activity. Lineage: Eukaryota; Viridiplantae; Streptophyta; Magnoliopsida; Malvales; Malvaceae. The transcript has 8 exons. The record is from RefSeq and is a predicted model, not a curated record.